AUGAGUAGUGUUAGUGAAUUUUCUUCUUCGUCUCUUAGCGAAGAAGAAGACGUUGCUAGGAAGUUUCUUCGCGAAAGAAAAGAGUGCGAAGACUUGAAAGGCGAGGUGGAAUGCAGCAGCAGCAGCAACAGCGUCACGCAGCUGGAUGAGAAAAAUACGUUUUUCGGGACGCACGAGUUGCCCAGCAAGGUGUUGAGGAAACUGGAUUUGUUUGUGUUGCCGUUUCUGUGUCUCACGUACUUGUUCAUGUUUUUGGACAAGGCGUUGUUGAACUAUGCGGCCUCCAUGGGGAUCAAGAAGCACUUGAAGGGAGACGAGUUUUCGAACUUGGGUACGAUUUUCUCUGCGUCGUACAUUUUCGCGGAGCCAAUCGCGUCUUUCUUGUUGCAGAGGUAUCCGGUUUCUCGAGUGUUUGGCGGAUUUAUCAUUGUAUGGGGCAUAGUGUUGGCGUGCCAUUGCGCAUGCAAGUCGUACGCAUCGCUCAUGAUCGUGCGUGUGCUUUUGGGUAUGUUUGAGUCGUGCAGUGCGGUUGGAUGCAUUACGGUGAAUGCGAUGUACUAUACGAAAUCGGAACAGGCGCAGCGAAUCGGGUACUGGGCCGCACAAGCGGGCACCGGGUAUAUUAUCGGUGGGUUGAUGUCGUUUGGGUUCUUGCACUACCACGGCAAAGAGUUCACGUCGUGGCAGAUCAUGUUCCUAGUGGUCGGACUGGUCACUAUUGUGUUUGGCUUGUGUACGCUGUUCUACUUGCCCGAUAAUGUGACAAAGGCAUGGUUCUUCACCGAAGAAGAGAAGGCCCAGGUCAUCGAGCACAUCAGAUCGAACCAAACCGGGUUGGAGACCAAGAAGAUCAAAAUGCACCAGGUACGUGAACUGCUGCUCCACGAUAAGCUCACUUGGCCCAUGCUCUUGCUAACGGGCUGCUCGCAAAUUUCCACAGGGUCCAUCGGUACUUUCUCCGUCACCAUCACAGGAACCUUCGGUUUCGACAGCUACCAGACAGCGCUCUUGCAAUUGCCCAUUGGUGCAGUCACAAUCAUGAUCAUCAUAAUUACAACCCAACUCAUCGGUAGAUUCUCAAACUUCACCUGGAUCACGACCUCCAUGUUCAUCCCAGCCAUAAUAGGCUGCAUAGUCAUGAUCGCCCUACCGCUAAGUAACAAGAUCGGAAAUUUACUCUCGUUGUACUUGCUCUACAGUGGCUCCUGCACAAUCACCAACAUAUAUAUCUGGAACACAUGCAACACCUCGGGAUACACUAAGAGACUGGCCAGAAACGCUCUCACCAUGAUCGUGUACAACAUUUCCUGUAUCGUGGCCCCACAAAUGUUCAGAGAAUACUCAUACCCAAGAUACAUCCCGGCCAAAAUUUCCCUUCUGGUAACACAGUGUGUAUGCGUUCCAUUGCAACUAUACAUCGGGUAUAUUUCCUACCAAGAAAACAGGAAAAGAGACCUCGAGCAACUGGAAUCGCAAACCAAGCCUGCUCAGUACCAAUUCCUCGAUCAAACUGACAUUGAGAAUAGAACCUUCAGGUACAUCUACUGA
This is a messenger RNA of Kluyveromyces marxianus DMKU3-1042, 1548 nucleotides long. RefSeq names its product Thi73p (gene THI73). Gene Ontology annotation, molecular function: transmembrane transporter activity. The record is from RefSeq and is a predicted model, not a curated record. Bases 1 to 1548 code for a protein of 515 amino acids. Gene Ontology annotation, biological process: transmembrane transport. Gene Ontology annotation, cellular component: membrane. NCBI's taxonomy places the organism in Eukaryota, Fungi, Ascomycota, Saccharomycetes, Saccharomycetales, Saccharomycetaceae. The transcript has a single exon.